Cinclus cinclus is the source of this 2071-nucleotide messenger RNA. It is a transcript of the gene FNBP1, whose product is annotated as formin binding protein 1. Gene Ontology annotation, molecular function: protein binding. The transcript is spliced from 18 exons. Gene Ontology annotation, biological process: signal transduction; endocytosis. Bases 1 to 2067 code for a protein of 688 amino acids. Lineage: Eukaryota; Metazoa; Chordata; Aves; Passeriformes; Cinclidae. The record is from RefSeq and is a predicted model, not a curated record.
AUGGUCUCCCUGCCCUAUCCCUCUGAGCUCCAUGGUGCCCUGAGUGCUCCUUGUCUCUGCUGCAGGAAGGGAAAGGACCAGUUUGACAACUUAGAAAAACACACACAGUGGGGUAUUGAUGUUCUGGAAAAGUACAUCAAGUUUGUAAAAGAAAGAACAGAGAUUGAACUCAGCUAUGCAAAGCAGCUUAGGAAUCUUUCGAAGAAAUACCAACCCAAGAAGAACUCCAAAGAGGAGGAAGAAUACAGGCUAUGCUGGCCAAAAUUUUGCUUGCUUAGACAGGAUUUUGCCAGGUACACAUCAACUAGAGCCUUCCUAGCCACUUUAAAUGAAAUGAAUGACUAUGCUGGACAGCACGAGGUCAUUUCAGAGAACAUGACCUCUCUGAUCACUGCAGAGUUAACACGCUACGUGCAGGAGCUGAAACAGGAGAGGAAAUCGCAUUUCCACGAUGGCAGAAAGGCACAACAGCACAUUGAAACUUGCUGGAAACAACUUGAAGCAAGUAAAAGGCGGUUUGAACGUGAUUGCAAAGAAGCUGAUCGAGCACAGCAGUAUUUUGAGAAAAUGGAUGCUGACAUCAACGUGACAAAAGCAGAUGUUGAAAAGGCAAGACAGCAAGCCCAGCUGAGACAUCAGAUGGCAGAAGACAGCAAAGCUGAAUAUUCUUCCACCCUACAGAAGUUCAACAGUGAGCAGCAUGAGCAUUACUACACACACAUACCAAACAUCUUCCAGAAAAUACAGGAGAUGGAAGAAAGAAGAAUUGUGAGGAUAGGUGAAUCCAUGAAAACCUUUGCAGAAGUCGACCGCCAGGUGAUCCCCAUCAUUGGGAAGUGUCUGGAUGAGAUAACAAAGGCUGCAGAGUCAGUGGAUCACAAGAAUGAUUCCCAGAUGGUAAUAGAAGCCUUUAAAUCAGGGUUCGAGCCUCCAGGAGAUGUUGACUUUGAGGAUUUCACACAGCCCAUGAAGAGGACGGUGUCUGAAUCCAGCCUUUCCAACUCCAGAGGGGAUGGGAAGUCAGAGCCCAAGUUUGGUAGCAAAUCCAAGGGCAAGUUAUGGCCAUUCAUCAAGAAAAAUAAGCUUAUGUCCCUUUUAACAUCCCCCCAUCAGCCCCCUCCUCCUCCCCCUGCCUCUGCCUCACCCUCUGCUGUUCCCAACGGCCCCCAGUCUCCCAAGCAGCAAAAGGAACCCCUCUCCCAUCGCUUCAACGAGUUCAUGACCUCCAAACCCAAAAUCCACUGCUUCAGGAGCCUAAAGCGUGGGCAGACACAGUCUUUGUAUAUUCACAAAGAACUCAUGAAGAGGACUUUAGGGACACCCACGUGUGCCGUUGAGGCUAGGGAAUAUGUUGUAAGUCUGAGUAUGGGAGCAGGCCCAGAAGACUUCAGCAAUCUCCCACCUGAGCAGAGAAGAAAGAAGCUUCAGCAAAAGGUCGAUGAACUAAACAGGGACAUUCAGAAAGAGAUGGAUUCAAGAGAUGCCUUAACCAAGAUGAAAGAUGUGUACAUCAAGAACCCCCAGAUGGGAGACGCAGCGAGCGUGGACCACAGAUUGGCAGAGCUUGGGCAGAACAUUGAAAAGCUGCGGUUAGAAGUUCAGAAAUUUGAGGGCUGGCUGGCAGAGGUGGAGGGGCGGCUGCCGGCGCGGACGGAGCAGCCCCGGCGCCAGAGCGGGGUCUAUGAGGCCCAGAACCCAUCAGGAGUGAACAGCUGUGCCCAGGACCGUGAGAGCAGCCCCGAUGGCAGUUACACAGAAGAGCAAAGCCAGGAGACUGAGAUGAAAGUACCUGCAACAGACUUUGAUGAUGAGUUUGAUGAUGAAGAACCACUACCCACCAUAGGAACAUGUAAAGCUCUCUAUACAUUUGAAGGUCAGAAUGAAGGAACAAUCUCUGUAGCAGAAGGAGAGAUGCUCUAUGUAAUAGAAGAAGACAAGGGUGACGGGUGGACACGAAUCCGAAGGAACGAAGAUGAGGAGGGCUAUGUCCCCACAUCCUAUGUUGAAGUCUAUUUGGACAAAAAUGCCAAAGAUGUGCACAAACCACUUCAGAAAAUCUCUGAGUAGGUUU